Homo sapiens (human) is the source of this 1108-nucleotide messenger RNA. The record is from RefSeq and is a predicted model, not a curated record. NCBI's taxonomy places the organism in Eukaryota, Metazoa, Chordata, Mammalia, Primates, Hominidae.
AACGAUGCUUGAGAGCUAAGCUGGAAGGACGUGGGGUGCUUAUCCCUCGUAGAAAUGCCUGCCAAUGCUUUCUCAUUUGGACCCAAACUCCAGAUCGGGAGCAGUCUUAUAGCUGGAUCAGCUACCAAGAGAAAUUCUAAAGCAAGAAGAGAAAAGCAUUUCAAUUUGGGACAUUUAUUUGCACCUGGAAAUGGGGAAUGGGCUAUCAGACCAGACUUCUAUCCUGUCCAACCUGCCUUCAUUCAGUCCUUCCACAUUGUUAUUCUGGGUUUGGACUGUGCUGGAAAGACAACUGUCUUAUACAGGCUGCAGUUCAAUGAAUUUGUAAAUACCAUACCUACCAAAGGAUUUAACACUGAGAAAAUUAAGGUAAGCUUGGGAAAUUCUAAAACAGUCACUUUUCACUUCUGGGAUGUAGGUGGUCAGGAGAAAUUAAGGCCACUGUGGAAGUCAUAUACCAGAUGCACAGAUGGCAUUGUAUUUGUUGUGGACUCUGUUGAUGUCGAAAGGAUGGAAGAAGCCAAAACUGAACUUCACAAAAUAACUAGGAUAUCAGAAAAUCAAGGAGUCCCUGUACUUAUAGUUGCUAACAAACAAGACUUGAGGAACUCAUUGUCUCUUUCAGAAAUUGAGAAAUUGUUAGCAAUGGGUGAACUGAGCUCAUCAGCUCCUUGGCAUUUGUAGCCUACCUGUGCAAUCAUAGGAGAUGGCCUAAAGGAAGGACUUGAGAAACUACAUGAUAUGAUCAUUAAAAGAAAAAUUUUGCGGCAACAGAAAAAGAAAAGAUGAAUAUCAAUAUCUAUUAUAUCUGUGUGGAGUAGGUUUUCUCUGGUCUGAUUUUGACAAAUAGAAGAGUGUCUACAGCGUGGUUUGCCUGUCUGCCCUCCUGGAUGCUAUUAAAGCUUUGUUUUGUUGAACAAUCAGAUGCCCAACUCUGUUGCCUUGUGGAAGAUGAGUAAAUGCAGUGCUUCUUAAAGUGGUUUCUUCUCCCUACCCCACACAUCUUUUGGUACUACCAUUUGGGGAAGCCAAGCAAGGAUAGUAAAUUGAUCAGAACACAGUUGUGGGAAUUUGGCCUGAAGUUAGUGAAAUAAAACUUUAAAGAGUG